AUGCGGAUCUUCAGCAAAAACCUUCGCCUUCAGGACAUAACCAUCAUGUAUUUUACUGCCCUGGCUGCUCUAAUGGUCAUCUUGGUGGCUUCUUACCAGGCGCCCAACAAUGCUGUUGAAGUGUCCAGCCUUAAACCGAACCCCUCUCGCCCUCUCCCACCUCUCCCCAUGCCUUUCCGGGUGCCCCUUGAUCCACGUGGGGAGCUCCAGCUGGCUUGGAACGUCAGCUACACCAACCAGGAGAUUUAUAUGGAGCUGAGGGUUGCAGAGCUCAGACACGGGGUGGUCCUGGGGAUGUCCGAUCGGGGAGAGCUGACCAAUGCUGACCUGUUGGUGCUGUGGGACUCUGGAACCCAGAGCUACUUUGGAGAUGCUUGGAGUGACAGCAAGGGUCAUGUAUCACUAGACAGCCAACAAGACUACGACCUGAUUGAAGCCAAACAGAAAGCUGAAGGAUAUUACCUGCUCUUCAAAAGACCAUUCAGUACCUGCGAUCCCAGAGACUACGUCAUAGAGGAGGGGACUGUGCACAUCAUCUACGGCUUCUUGGUUAAACCACUUGCCUCACUGGAUAAGCUGAACCUGUCCGAGAUCCGCACCGGCGUACAGAGAGUCCUGAUGUUGCGUCCCGACACGCCGCCACCUACCCUGCCUCCAGACGUACAAAUGUUAGAUGUAGUGGCACCAAAUGUCAUCAUACCAAAUCAAGAGACCACCUACUGGUGCUACAUCCACAACCUGCCGGAAAAUUUGACCAAGAACCACAUUGUUAUGUACGAGUCGGCGAUAACUCCAGGGAACGAGGCCAUCGUGCAUCACAUAGAAGUGUUUGAGUGUUCUCCAGAUGUCCCUGCAGUUCCAGGGUACAGCGGCUCCUGUGAUGACAAAAUGAAGCCGAAAAAGCUCAACUUUUGCCGACACGUGCUAGCUGCAUGGGCUAUGGGGGCUGAGGAACAUCAAUGGGAGGCACCACCAAAGGUGGCUGAGAACAACAGGGCUAAGGUCCUGUGGGACUCUGAUUUCCAGACAGACAAGCAGCUUCUGGCCAAUCAACCAGACAUUGUGGUGAUUGUCAAGGAUUGUACUUGUGGCAGUCCUGGUGCACAGCCCCAUCAGAAGGAAGAACUUCACGCAGGCCGGCGUGACUCAUCAGGGAUACGACUGUAUUACACCCCGAGCCUGAGGCGCUACGAUGCAGGGAUCAUGGAGCUGGGCCUCGUUUACACUCCUGUAAUGGGUAUCCCACCUAAACAACACACCUUUUACCUCAGUGGAUACUGCACCUCCAAGUGUACCCAAACAGCUUUGCCUUCAGGUGGAAUCUAUGUAUUUGCUUCCCAGCUGCACACCCACUUGGCGGGGCGUGGGGUGAGGACGAUUUUGGUGAGGGGAGGCAAAGAGCUGGAGGUGGUACAGGAAGACCAGCAUUUCAGUACGCACUACCAGACAAUCCGGGUUCUUAGGAAAAUGGUGAACAUUUUGCCUGGUGACGUACUUAUAACAAAGUGUACUUAUAACACAGAAGAUAGGAGCAAGCCUACAGUGGGUGGUUUUGGCAUCAUGGAGGAAAUGUGUGUCAACUACAUUCACUACUACCCCCGUACCCAGCUGGAGCUCUGCAAGAGCCACGUUGACCAAGGAUACCUGCAGAAAUAUUUUAACUUCAUUAACAGGUUCCACGGAAAUGACCAGUGUGUGUGUGGUGAGGUUAGUGUGACGGAGCAGUUUUCUCAACUAGAGUGGGAUGAAUUCACCGGAGAAGUGCUGGACUCGCUUUAUAACACAGCCCCCAUCUCGAUGCACUGCAAUCAGUCGACUGCACGCCUCUUUCCUGGUGACUGGGACAAACAGCCCAUACCAGCGGUGACCUCCGUCCUUGAAAAACCUCAGUACACCUGUAAGCGAGGCACGCUUCGCACCAACUGA
This is a messenger RNA of Pundamilia nyererei, 1926 nucleotides long. RefSeq names its product dopamine beta-hydroxylase (dopamine beta-monooxygenase) (gene dbh). Bases 1 to 1926 code for a protein of 641 amino acids. Gene Ontology annotation, molecular function: dopamine beta-monooxygenase activity; copper ion binding. Gene Ontology annotation, cellular component: secretory granule membrane. Gene Ontology annotation, biological process: norepinephrine biosynthetic process; octopamine biosynthetic process; dopamine catabolic process. The record is from RefSeq and is a predicted model, not a curated record. NCBI's taxonomy places the organism in Eukaryota, Metazoa, Chordata, Actinopteri, Cichliformes, Cichlidae. The transcript has 12 exons.